Adineta ricciae is the source of this 1794-nucleotide messenger RNA. NCBI's taxonomy places the organism in Eukaryota, Metazoa, Rotifera, Eurotatoria, Adinetida, Adinetidae. The record is from the annotation of a GenBank genome assembly.
AUGGCAGUACCCGCUUUGAAAUGUCCAUUUUUAUCUCAAUUAACAUUACAACAAGUUCGGGCAUCAGCUCCGCAUAUUUUCAAUGCCGGAAUGGAAUCUUGUCCAAUUUUUAGUCAAUUCGCACGCAAAAUAUCCACGUCAAGUGUUCAAGAAACAGGCAAUUUAUCAAAAACAACAUCGUCAUCAUCAUCAUCAUCAUCGAUGUGUCGCCCACUUAGUUUGAAUGAAAUCAAGGCUGUCCAUGAAAAGGUGUUCGAACAGAAAAAUCAACAACAAGCAACAUUGAAAAGCAAAACGGCUAUUAAAACAGCAUUCCAUGAUAAGAAAACACCUAAUCCAUACGGCGAAAUUAUUAUCUCGGUGGAAUGCGAAGAUCUUUCUUGUCCAUUUUUAAAAUCGACACCGAUCGCACUUCGACGCGUGCAUAUGGAUCAAGAUACAAUCGAGGUCAACCGAAACUCAGACAAUUUUGUUCGGCCAACGACAUCUUCUCAACAUGAAAAUGUCAAAGCAUUUGAAUAUAAUCAUUUUUUUAAUGACCGCAUUGAGGCGAAAAAACGCGACAAUUCGUAUCGAGUGUUCAAAUGUGUUGAACGAAAAAGCGGCUGUUUUCCUCAAGCAGAAGAAAUGAGCAGUCUCGAGGAUGAUGCCGAAUCUCGUCGAAUUACGGUCUGGUGUAGUAAUGAUUACCUUGGUCUCGGUCAACAUCCAAAAAUGAAAAAAGCAGUCAUCGAUGCUGUAACGGCACAUGGCUCGGGCUCUGGUGGUACACGAAACAUCUCUGGUACAAGUCCGUUACACGAAAAACUUGAACAGCAAAUCGCACGGCUGCAUAAAAAAGAAUCGGCACUGAUUUUCACGUCGUGUUAUGUCGCUAAUGAUACAACUUUGUAUACGUUAGCAAAAGCAUUACCAGGUUGUCAUAUUUUAUCAGAUAGUGGAAAUCAUGCAUCAAUGAUUCAAGGUAUUCGAAAUAGUCAAGUACCAAAACACAUCUUUCGUCACAAUGAUAUCAAUCAUUUGGAAGAGUUAUUGAAGAAAAUUCCGAAACAUGUACCGAAAAUCGUCGCGUUCGAAACAGUACAUUCGAUGGAUGGAUCAAUCUGUGACUUAGAAGCAAUGUUAGAUGUUGCUCAUGCCUAUGGUUCAAUAACAUUUAUUGAUGAAGUUCAUGCAGUUGGUUUAUAUGGACACAAUGGAGCGGGUAUUGGUGAACGUGAUCAUGUUCUCCAUAAAAUGGACAUUAUAUCAGGAACACUUGGUAAAGCGUUUGGUAGCAUUGGUGGUUACAUUGCUGGCGAUGCAAAAAUGACCGAUUUUAUUCGAAGUUAUGGUUCGGGUUUUAUUUUUACAACAUCCAUGCCACCAACAGUUCUAGCAAGUGCUUUAACAGCCAUUGAAAUUUCAAAAAGUGAUGAAGGCCGUUCAUUACGUCGUAAACAACAAGAAAACGUUCGCGAAUUACGAUCAAAAUUGAUCGAUGCAGGUCUUCCGGUAAUGAUGUCACCAAGUCAUAUUAUUCCAAUUCAUGUAGGAAAUGCUGCGUUAGCUACUCUCUUAUGUAAUCAUUUGCUCAAUCGAUAUUCGAUCUACAUUCAAUCGAUUAAUUAUCCAACGGUUGAGCGUGGAACCGAACGCUUAAGAAUUGCUGCAACACCUUAUCAUACGAGUGAAAUGAUCGAUCAAUUAGUUGACGCAUUGAAACACGUCUGGCAAGAUGUUGGUCUUACUUUGAAAUCGUUUGACCAACAGCAACAACAAAAUGGGCCAGCUGUUUUAAGACAACGUGCAUAA